AUGGCAAGCAACGGUUUCGACGUGUCUUUGGUCUCACAGGGUUCUGACCGCAUGGAGUUAAAAGAUUGUUUGGACUGCAACUCGGCAGAGAUGGUGCGUAAUUUCAUCUACUGUAAAUGUCGAAUUGCGUCAGUGACCAGUGGACCGAUCCGUGACCUCCACGAGGGGCUUCAUGCGGAGAUUUUACAGCAGCCUCACAACAUGCCUCAAGUGCACGAGAUCAUCAGCGCUCUGCAGCGGAUGGAGCACGAUCACUGUCCGAAAAGCACCGAAUUCAGCGAUGAUGCGCUGUAUAACAUUAUCAUGGAGAAGGCGGUGGAGGAAUGUGUGAGUGGACCGAUCCGUGACCUCCACGAGGGGCUUCAUGCGGAGAUUUUACAGCAGCCUCACAACAUGCCUCAAGUGCACGAGAUCAUCAGCACUCUGCAGCGGAUGGAGCACGAUCACUGUCCGAAAAGCACCGAAUUCAGCGAUGAUGCGCUGUAUAACAUUAUCAUGGAGAAGGCGGUGGAGGAAUGUGUGGUCAGCAACACGUGGAGCUCAACUAAGAGUUACACUAGGACCGGCCGCGUGGUUCAGUGCACCGUGUGUGAUAAGGUGCAGAAGAGUCUGGUGUUGAAUAAGACCAUACCUGAGCUUCAGGCGGUGAUUCUGAAGGGUGGCAGCCUUGAUCAGAGAGUGCGACUGAACUUGUCCAGUUACAUGGCUCCUGGCCCCCAGGCCAGUCAGGGCCAACCUAUUAGUCUGAGUAUCGCUGGAAGCGACCUCUACCUCUCCUGUUCAAAGACCUCCGAAAACCCUGCCCUGCAACUGGAGGUGGUUAAAGACAAAAAGGCUCUGAACAACAUCAAGGCUCAGGGUGACCUUGCCCGCUUCCUGUUCUUCAGGAGAGGCACAGGUCUGUCAAUCAACACCUUCGAAUCCGUCAAGUUCCCAGGAUGGUUCAUUAGCACAGCAUCCGAAGACAAGACGGUGGAGAUGUGUGAGAAAGACACACCUAAGCGAAUCAUAGCCUUUACAAUCCAAGAUCAGAUUGAAAAUCCAAAGGAUUAG
This is a messenger RNA of Chanos chanos (milkfish), 1053 nucleotides long. It is a transcript of the gene il1b, whose product is annotated as interleukin 1, beta. The record is from RefSeq and is a predicted model, not a curated record. Bases 1 to 1053 code for a protein of 350 amino acids. Gene Ontology annotation, biological process: neutrophil activation; cellular response to lipopolysaccharide; positive regulation of gene expression. The transcript is spliced from 8 exons. NCBI's taxonomy places the organism in Eukaryota, Metazoa, Chordata, Actinopteri, Gonorynchiformes, Chanidae. Gene Ontology annotation, molecular function: cytokine activity.